GCGAGUGAGAUCGCGGCGGUACGCUCGCUCGGUGUGGUUACUCGCGCGCGCGCGACGGCGACGAUUCGACGUCGUCGUCCAACAGUCUGCAGGUCGCCGGCGUGGACUGUUAACGCGGGACACGAGGACGCGGCGCGGAUCGCGUCUCUCUUCUUCCUCGCGAAUUACUUCGAAGGAAAGUACAUACCUCGCUGGGUGUAGCAGCGGAGCCUUCGCUUCUAGUGCAUCGCAUCCUCUCCUCUUCCGCGUUCCUUCCUGAGGCGUGAAUCUGAAGCAAAAGGGACCAGGUCGACAGCGAUUUUCAAACGUGAAGGCCCAAGACCCGUUCUAAAGCAAAGAGAGAUCUAACUCAGCCAGGACCUUGGCGAUACAUCUCAUCGUUCGUCUCCUGCGGUGCACCCAAGGGAACGAUGCGGUGCUCGAUGACGUGAUCGACCUCUCGGUCAGCUACGCGCCGUGACCUCGUUCGAGUGGCUGGCCAUUCACUUCUUCGUGACCGGGCAUGAUCGUAAAUUCGAAGAGCACGACAAGACGCUGAAAGAAAAUCGAGCAUUUUCGUAGAAACGUACAGAAUUUUCAUGGAAGAGGCGGCCGUCUCUCGUGGCGUCAACUCGUUGACGUUCUCGAAAAGGGAGGAUGUGCGAGAGGAUAUCAAGAUCGUGAGGGCUUCUGUGUAACACACGAGGGAUCGUGUACUAGGCAAAACGAAGGGCGAACGAUUGAAAUGCGCGAAAGGAGGAUCUGACCAGAUGCUUUGCUGACACCCGAAGAAACGGGCGUAAGAGGAGGAAUUCUGGAGGUAUGAUAGACGCGUGAAGAACGGGAAGAACGCUGACGACGCUGCGCGAGUAAUUGAGUCGUGUCGGCGAAAAAUUCCAACGCCGGCGAAGUGCACGUUUCUUCUUCUGCUACACUCGGGAAGGAAACGAGGGAGGAGACAAUCGAGAAGUACGAGAGAUCCAGUAGCAAAACAUUCAUCUCGAGCUGAGGAAAUGAAAGUACGGAGAUAUAAAAAUCUUUAAUAGGCGGACGUGACUAUGAGAGUCAAUGGACGAAAGUCAAGACGAAGAUACGACACAUCAGACUGUGCUUGAGAUUUUUUUUAUUGCCUGAGAGCAAAACGAUUUGACGCAACAAUCUGAGACAACCUGAGAAAUCUGGGUGGCUAGCUCAGUUUGUUGAAUAAAGUGAGAAAUCUAGGAGGGAAGGCGAUGACAAAUCUCUCCGGUCUUGUCGAGACCCCCCCCGUGUGAAUCUCAGGAGGCGUGCAGGAGGCGCGAGGCAAGGUCGCGUUGGAUGUCCGCGCGGCGUGAUUAUCCGCGAAUCGGCAAGGUCAUACGGGAUCGCCGCAGUGAUCGCGCGCGACGGCGGACAUCCGCGUUCGUGGCCGCGCACGCGACACUGUCAUCACGAGAAUCAUUCCGUUGUCUUCCCCACUCGUCGGCGGCCACAUGACUUGACGAUUGCCUCUUUCUCCUCCCGCUGCUGCUCCUGCCCGUUGACCGAAGGCGGCGGCGGCAGUGGCGGCGACGACGUCACGGCGACGUCGACGUGGACGAUAGCGACGAGGAGCCAACGGCUGACAACGGCGGUGUGGUGGAGGUCCGAUACUUGAAACGAGUAACACGCGCCGUCGGCGAUUCAGUCGUUCGCAAACGGUUGGUCCGCAGGUGCACGACGCGCGUGGGUGCCUGCGAGAAGCGCGUGGAUGGGUGUGUGUGUGUGUACGUGAGUGCUCGCGUUUUCCUGGAUCGUCGUCCGGACGGUGUACACGUGCGUGGUCCAUAAAAGGGAGCGUCUCCCACACAGAGAAGACACGGAAAGAAUCGACCGAGAAGAAUCGCAGCAGGGAAUAAGAAAGAGAGAAAAGGAGCAAACAUAAAGUAGUCCUUUAGAGGCUGCACAGAUCCUUCCUCUUCUUCGUUUCGGUAACCGUGGUGUGUCGUGACACAAUCGUGGUGUUUGUCGUGGUGGCACGGUGUUACCGUCGUGUCACUGCUGCCCUGGCGAGCGGUGGCGACGGUGGCGGUGGUGUUGUUGGUGGAGAUAUAUAUAUAUAUAUAUAUAUAGUAGUGGAUGAUAACUGUGGCUCGCGGGGGUGGCGAAACUGGAGCAGCCGGUGGCGAUCGUCGUCGUCGGUGCAGCGGUGGAGCUAUCAUGUGCACGCGGCGGAUUUUCGGACUGGCGGUCGUGGCCCUGCUGACUCUCGGCGGUCGAGCGCGCGCGUACACCAACCAGUGGGCGGCACACAUCGAUGGAGGAGAGAAGGUGGCCAGGCGAGUCGCCGAGGACUACGGAUUUCGCUAUUUGGGCAAGAUAAAUGAUGAUUGGUUCCACAUGGAGCAUCGAUCCGUGGCGAAGAGGUCGACGGAACCACAUCUCGAAAUGCACCAAAGGCUAAUGAAUGACUUCAGAGUACGUCGAGCGGAGCAACAGCGGGCAAAAUCGCGUACUAAAAGGGAUCUUAUAAUCAAACGUCCGUCCAAUAUACUAACCAUGCUAAACGAUGAGAGGUGGCCUCAGAUGUGGUAUUUGAAUAGAGGAAAGGGGUUAGACAUGAACGUACAAGGUGCUUGGGCUGAAGGAAUUACAGGAAAUGGCGUCGUCGUCACAAUUCUUGACGAUGGAUUAGAAAAAGAUCAUCCAGAUCUUUUUAAAAAUUACGAUCCUCAGGCUAGUUACGACGUCAACAAUCACGAUGAAGAUCCCAUGCCGAGGUACGAUCUCGUAGAUAGCAAUCGACACGGCACCAGGUGUGCCGGAGAGGUCGCAGCCACUGCCAACAAUUCUCUUUGCGCUGUAGGUGUUGCUUUUGGAGCUGGCGUAGGUGGUGUUCGAAUGCUGGAUGGUGACGUAACAGAUGCCGUCGAAGCAAGAUCUUUGAGCCUUAAUCCUCAACACAUCGAUAUUUAUAGCGCCUCGUGGGGACCGGAUGAUGAUGGCAAGACUGUAGACGGUCCUGGUGAACUGGCCACCAGAGCUUUCAUAGAGGGAAUUACUAAAGGUCGCAACGGUAAGGGUUCGAUCUUCGUGUGGGCGUCCGGAAACGGCGGCCGGGACCAUGAUAACUGCAAUUGUGACGGCUAUACCAAUAGUAUCUGGACGCUGUCGAUCAGUAGUGCGACAGAGAACGGUCUUGUGCCUUGGUAUAGCGAGGCGUGCUCGUCCACUCUCGCCACCACAUACAGCUCGGGUUCUACCGGUGAGAAGCAAGUCGUCACUACGGAUCUACAUCAUCACUGUACCAGUAGCCAUACCGGCACCUCCGCAUCGGCGCCGCUAGCAGCUGGCAUUUGUGCCCUUGCUCUGGAAGCAAACAGAGAUCUUACCUGGAGGGAUAUGCAACACAUCGUAGUCAGGACAGCUAAACCUGCGAACCUGCAAGCACCGGAUUGGGUAGUCAACGGCGUCGGUAGAAAUGUGAGCCACAGCUUCGGUUACGGGCUGAUGGACGCCACUGCCAUGGUACGCUUAGCGAGAAGAUGGAGAACCGUCCCGGAGCAACACAGAUGCGAAGUAUCGGCGCCACAUACAGGCAGGACAAUACCACCAAAGAGCCAAUUGGUCCUCGACUUACAUGUCAAGGAUUGCAGCGGCGUUAAUUUCCUCGAGCAUGUUCAGGCGAAAGUAUCGCUGAUGGCAGUGAGACGAGGAGAUCUUCAGAUACAACUAACGUCUCCUCAAGGCACGAAGAGCACUCUUCUCGCUAAAAGGCCGCACGACAUCUCGAAGGCCGGUUUCAGCCAAUGGCCAUUCAUGUCAGUGCACACUUGGGGAGAGAGGCCGCACGGCACCUGGAAAUUAGAAAUUCACAAUGAGGGUCGAUACCUCGGACGCGCUACUCUGCACGAAUGGGCGUUGAUUUUCUACGGUACCGCAACGCUGCCCGAUCGGACCGAGUACGCUCUUUACAAUCCGGCCGGUAUGAGUAUACCCAGACGACCGUUCGUCAAGCCACGCGAGACCAUCCCGAAGAACCAGAACACCCUGGCGAAAGGCAAGCAGACGCAGCACAAAUCCGACAAGUCCGGCAGUAUGAGCCCGCCCUACGUGAUGAACGCUCAGAUUCAGUCCCAGAGGAAGGGCAAGGCCCGCGGUCAGUACAAGAACGGCAAGUCGGCCAAUCGGCCGAAUCCCAAACCCACCGUUCAGACUCUUCGGGGUCUCACCGGAAUCAAUAGAGGGUCCAACAACGUAGCCGGUGACGUGCGUUUGAUCACGUCGAGACCACGUGGGAGAAGUACACCCAGCCCUGUUACCAGCACCGUGACUCAGGCCGUUGCGACAACAAAAGCGCAGACAACCACCGCGACAAGUAAACAGAUUAUUACACAGAAGAUCAUCGACGUGGUUACGGCAUCGCCUCUUCAGCGGGGACUGAUCUUGUUGGAACCACCGGCAAAGGCGGCCACUAACAAAGUCCCGGCGGUAUUUCAACAGUAUCCCAAGAUCCAACAGCUUUAUCCAGUUUACGGUGGAGCUCGCGGUACCGGCCAGCAUGCCACAAGGGCCAAAGGACUCGACCUGCUGCAGGACGAGCAAUUUGACCCAAGGAAUCUGCAACUGGACAAGGACACGCUGGAGGAGUGGAAGCUCGUGUUUUUCGGCACGGAUGCCUCAGUGGAAGUGGACGACGAGCUAGACAAGGACAAGCCGCUGCCGCCUGCGAUCCCUGAAGAAGUCAACAACGCACCUUCGGACGUCCGGCACAAUACUGUGGAUACCGAGGGUGAUCCGUGGACAGGUAGCCGAAAGAUGGAUCGAGUCUCACACCCAGAGGUGCAGAGGCCAACAACGGAGAACCAGACGAGCGGUUGCGCCGCCUUUGAGGCCGGAGGCAGCGGGUGCCUAGGUGGGUGCCUCAUACUACUCCUUCUAGCCUACCUGACCAGCGUGCCCGGCUGGCGAGAGUUGAUCACCAGCUGGCCUGCCUCGACGAACAGUCGGAGCGAAUUUGGCGCUGAGGCGGAUCGGCUGCUGGUCACGGCAGCGAACGUCGUCCCAACGACGACGUCGACGUUGUGGGUUAGCAACGCGACGACGCAACGCGUCCCGGCGGCGAUACAUCGCGCGCCGGAAGCGUGCAGGUGUUCAUGAUGACAGUGGGUCGCGUUUGGCUCCGCGACGGCUCGCAGUUCGAUCCUAUGACUUCGGUUCACCGGGAUUGUCGACGCGGGUGGUCGCGCGGAUCUCGUGUGCCUGACGCAGUCUUGUGAUCCGUGAAAUUCUAAUGUACUUGUGAUGCGUAAAGAGAAGGCAUUGGGCGUAAAAAUUGAAAGAGGGGAAGGGAACAAAGAGGAGAAAUCGUGCUUUCUCUCCCGGUGCUAAUUGUUUCGAGAAGAGAUCGGAAGAAUUAUCAAUACUGGAGUAUCGUCUGUCCUUUUCUUCCUGAGAAAAAAAAACGAAUGUGUGUUGGAUGAUGGACACGUCGAGUCUGAGGAUUCUAUGGCUCCGUUAGAGUGUUCCUCGUGAUCAGGGAAAUGCGAUUUUCUCGUUAACAUGCGCCGUUAGACUUGGCCUAAUUCAUUUGUAUCGUGCAAGAAAGCGAGUCUCUCAUAGUCGACAUGAAACGUCCGGACGUCACUCUACUCGUUAGGAGUGUCAAUGGUAGCUUCGACUGAUCAAAGUUCAUCGCGAUGAGGAUGCAUGGCACGGGAAAUGGAAUUAAAUGGCUACGAGGCAGGAAAUGCAUAGCUUUGUUACCGAUUGCAUGAUGAACUCUCGAUUUCCUGCUGAAAGCGCUCAUUUCUGGAGGAAUUUGACGUAGAGCAUCCUGUAUUUAGAUUAUUAAAAAUAUCUCUUCUUUUUUCAUAUUAUUAUAUUAUAGACUUAGCCUAAUUGUAAAUCAAGUAAUAAGUUAAUACCAAUUAAGCCGACAUAUAUAUUCGUGUGUAAAUUUUUUCCAACUUUUUUGUAUUAAAAAAUAAGUUGCGUGCAACAAGAAAUUUCAACGGAAGUAUAUGUAUUAGACAGCAGAAGUUUGCGGGAAGCUUCAUAUAAUGAUUUUAUGAUAUUAUUGUCGCAAAUCCCAGAGGAAAUUUAACAUUGCAAAUUUCUCGGCAGAUACGAGGAAACAUGAUUUUUUUAUAUGUAUGUUGCACGAUCUAGUGUUCUAUCUUUCUUUC
Messenger RNA from Trachymyrmex septentrionalis, 6125 nucleotides. RefSeq names its product furin-like protease 1, isoforms 1/1-X/2. NCBI's taxonomy places the organism in Eukaryota, Metazoa, Arthropoda, Insecta, Hymenoptera, Formicidae. Gene Ontology annotation, biological process: peptide hormone processing. The transcript is spliced from 12 exons. Gene Ontology annotation, molecular function: serine-type endopeptidase activity. Gene Ontology annotation, cellular component: Golgi membrane; trans-Golgi network. The coding region runs from base 2077 to 5097 and encodes 1006 amino acids. The record is from RefSeq and is a predicted model, not a curated record.